Molecule: messenger RNA, 1713 nt
Organism: Exophiala dermatitidis NIH/UT8656
Lineage: Eukaryota; Fungi; Ascomycota; Eurotiomycetes; Chaetothyriales; Herpotrichiellaceae
Product: cyclohexanone monooxygenase
Exons: 3
Coding region: 1-1713 (570 amino acids)
Molecular function (GO): flavin adenine dinucleotide binding; N,N-dimethylaniline monooxygenase activity; NADP binding
Source: RefSeq, a predicted model, not a curated record
AUGGCUGGUGAUAAGCCGUGGCCGCAGGUGCCUGUGAGCAACAAAAGCCACACAGAGGCCGCUGUAGUCAUCAUUGGAGGUGGCAUCUCAGGCAUGUGUACCGCCAUCGAUCUGAUCAAGAGAAACAACUGCAAGAAUUUCAUCAUCAUUGAAAAGAGUGGAGGGCUCGGGGGCACCUGGAGGGACAACAAAUAUCCUGGAUGCUGUUGUGACGUCUGGUCGCAUCUAUACAGCUUUUCAUUCGAGCAGAAUCCCGACUGGACACGGGAAUACCCUGGUCAAGAAGAGAUCCUGGAAUAUCUCAUGGGCGUUGCUCAGAAGUACGAACUUUACCGGUACACCCGCCUCAACACCGCGGUCGAUGCAGCCAAAUGGGAUGAUGUGACGAAGAAGUGGAAGACCACCGUAACAGUGCAAGGAGGUAAAGAUGCCGAGUUUGGGAGCACAUACACCAUCACCUCGGAUUUCCUGGUCUCCGCCGUUGGACAGUUGAAUGUCCCCAAGAUGCCAGACAUCCCAGGCCUGGAUGACUUCCGAGGCAAACUUAUGCACAGCGCUCGCUGGGACUGGAGUUAUGACCUUCGGGGCAAGAAAGUUGCAAUCAUCGGCAAUGGAGCGACCGCCGCACAGAUUAUUCCCGAGAUCGUCAAGGAGGUCUCCCAUCUCACCAUCCACCAAAGAACUCCCAACUGGGUCAUCCCCCGACUCGAUGCUCCCAUCCCAGAAUGGAAGCGAUCUUUGUACCGCUAUCUUCCAUUGGUCCGGUGGCGAAAGCGAGCCGACAUGAUGGAUUUCCGGGAAGGCUUCUUUGAUGCUGUUUUCAACCACUCAUCCCCGACGGCACAAUUCAUCGAGUCGCAAAGUAUCGAGCACAUGCAUCGCCAACUUUCCAACAGACCAGACCUGUGGGAAAAGCUGCAGCCAAAAUACGCAGUUGGGUGUAAACGAGUUAUCAUCUCGGACGAUUACUUCCCAGUUUUCCUUCGAGACAAUGUCAAGCUGGAGACCGGAAAGAUUGAGAGGAUCACUGAGAAGGGCAUUGUCACCGAUGGCCAUGAAGAAGAAUACGACCUCAUUAUUCUGGCCACGGGAUUCCGCACUGUGGAAUUUAUGCAUCCCAUCAACAUCAUUGGGCGCAAUGGACGCACUCUUUCGGACAUCUGGAAGGAGGGCGGACAAGCACUAUACGGUGUCACGGUAGAGAGCCUGCCCAACUUUGGCAUGCUGUAUGGGCCUAACACCAACCUCGGCCACAACAGCAUCAUUCUCAUGAUUGAGGCUCAAAGCAAAUACAUCAAUGCACUGAUCCACGAGGUGCUAGAGGCGCGGAGACACGGUGGCACUCUGGUCAUCGAGCCGAACUCGAAGAGAGUCCAAGAAUUCAACCAACAGAUUCAGUCAGAGCUGGAAAAGAGCAGUUUCGCCGAUCCCAAUUGCAACAGCUGGUACAAGAAUGAGAGUGGGAAGAUCACCAACAACUGGAGCCGGAAUGUUGUGGAAUAUCAAAAGCUUCUCAGCCAGGUCGACUGGUCCGACUACGACCUUUCCGGUACAGAUGCAGAAAGAUUGGCCAAGAAACACUCGACUUAUCUCGGCCGGGUCGUAGAAGAGACCAAAGUCAGUUACCCAACAAUGGCAUUGACGGCUCUAAGCUUGGCUGCCGUGGGUGCAGGAGUCUUCUUGCGAAACACAGGCAGGCUGCGACUGCCAUAG